Molecule: messenger RNA, 687 nt
Organism: Sesamum indicum (sesame)
Lineage: Eukaryota; Viridiplantae; Streptophyta; Magnoliopsida; Lamiales; Pedaliaceae
Source: RefSeq, a predicted model, not a curated record
AUGACACCGUUUGUAACUCUCUUUCACUGGGAUCUUCCAAAUUGCUUACAACUGGAGUAUGGUGGCAUGUUAAGCGACCAAAUAGUGAAAGAUUUUGUUGAGUUCGCAGAGCUAUGCUUUCAAGAAUUCGGUAAUCGGGUGAAAUUUUGGACAACAUUCAACGAGCCAUGGAGCUACGUAGUUCAUGGAUAUACGCCUGGGGAUGACUUCAGUGAAGACGACACUACAGGCGACAACUCAACAACCGUUCAACGUUCAUCUCAAAGAGCUCGGAUGCACCUUCCUCCUAAUAGACUUUCUAGAAGAAUAAGACGAUUUGACUCCACAAUCGAAACCACUAGGGACACUUGGUUCCCUGUGAAUGAUCCGGCCACAGAUGCAUAUACUGCAGCAAGAAAUUUGCUUCUUUGCCACUCAGCAGCAGUCCAAUCGUAUAGACAGAAAUUUCAGAUGUAUCAAAACGGCAAAAUAGGAAUAGUUCUCAACUCCAAUUAUCAUUAUGCUUUCGACAGUACUUCACAGGAUGACCAAGAUGCUGUUCAAAGAGCCUUUGAUUUUAUGUUAGGCUGGUUUUUGGAACCUGUAAUAUAUGGUCAAUUUCCAGCAAGUAUGUUGCAAUACGCUGCGGGCAAUAUUGUGCCUUUCUCAGAUGAGGAAAAGAAAGGGCUCGCGGGCUCGGUUGAUUGG